AUGCUUGCUCUCAUUGUGAGAGGAGGUUUUCUACAAAAACCUUAUGCUUGCUCUCAUUGUAAGAAGAGAUUUUGUACAAAGACAGAGCUUACCCGUUAUAUACGAACACAUACUGGAGAAAAGCCUUAUGCUUGCUCUCAUUGUGAGAAGAGACACUCUACAAAGGGUGAUCUUGCCCGUCAUAUGACAACUCAUACUGGAGAAAAGCCUUAUGCUUGCUCUCAUUGUGAGGAGUGGUUUCCUACAACGGGUGAAUUAACCCGUCAUGAAACAACACAUAUUGGAGAAAAGCCUUAUUUUUGCUCUCUUUGCAAGAAGAGAUUUUCUAAGAAGAGAAAUCUUACCCUUCACAUAGUAACACAUACUAAAGAAAAACCUUAUGCAUGCUCUCAUUGUGAGAAGAGAUUUUGUGACAAAGGCACCUUAACCCGUCAUGUGACAACACAUACUGGACAAAAGCCUCAUAAGAGAUUCAGUAACAAGACCCAUUUUACCUUUCAUAUAAGGACACAUACCGGAGAAAAGCCUCAUGCUUGUUCUCAUUGUAAGAAGAGAUUUUGUACAAAGAUUGAGCUUACCCAUCACAUACGAGCACAUAUUGGAGAAAAGCCUUAUGCUUCCUCUCAUUGUGAGAAGAGACAUUCUACAAAGAGUAAUCUUACCCGUCAUAUGACAACUCGUAUUGGAGAAAAGCCUUAUGCUUGCUCUCAUUGUGAGAAGAGGUUUUCUAGAAAGGCCAAUCUUACAGAACAUUUAAGAAUACUUAAUGGAGUAAAGCCUGAUGCUUGCACUCAUUGUGAGAAGAUAUUAUCUUACAAGGCCAAUCUUACAGAACAUUUAAGAAUACUAAAUGGAGUAAAGCCUGAUGCUUGCACUCAUUGUGAGAAGAUAUUAUCUUACAAGGCCAAUCUUACAGAACAUUUAAGAAUACUUAAUGGAGUAAAGCCUGAUGCUUGCUCUCAUAGUGAGAAGAUUUUAUCUUACAAGGCCAAUCUUACAGAACAUUUAAGAAUACUUAAUGGAGUAAAGCCUGAUGCUUGCACUCAUAGUGAGAAGAUAUUAUCUUUCAAGGCCAAUCUUACAGAACAUUUAAGAAUACUUAAUGGAGUAAAGCCUGAUGCUUGCACUCAUUGUGAGAAGAUAUUAUCUUACAAGGCCAAUCUUACAGAACAUUUAAGAAUACCUAAUGGAGUAAAGCCUGAUGCUUGCUCUCAUAGUGAGAAGAUAUUAUCUUACAAGGCCAAUCUUACAGAACAUUUAAGAAUACUUAAUGGAGUAAAGCCUGAUGCUUGCUCUCAUAGUGAGAAGAUUUUAUCUUACAAGGCCAAUCUUACAGAACAUUUAAGAAUACUUAAUGGAGUAAAGCCUGAUGCUUGCACUCAUAGUGAGAAGAUAUUAUCUUUCAAGGCCAAUCUUACAGAACAUUCAAGAAUACUUAAUGGAGUAAAGCCUGAUGCUUGCACUCAUUGUGAGAAGAUAUUAUCUUACAAGGCCAAUCUUACAGAACAUUUAAGAAUACCUAAUGGAGUAAAGCCUGAUGCUUGCUCUCAUAGUGAGAAGAUAUUAUCUUACAAGGCCAAUCUUACAGAACAUUUAAGAAUACUUAAUGGAGUAAAGCCUGAUGCUUGCUCUCAUAGUGAGAAGAUUUUAUCUUACAAGGCCAAUCUUACAGAACAUUUAAGAAUACUUAAUGGAGUAAAGCCUGGUGCUUGCACUCAUAGUGAGAAGAUAUUAUCUUUCAAGGCCAAUCUUACAGAACAUUUAAGAAUACUUAAUGGAGUAAAGCCUGAUGCUUGCACUCAUUGUGAGAAGAUAUUAUCUUACAAGGCCAAUCUUACAGAACAUUUAAGAAUACUUAAUGGAGUAAAGCCUGAUGCUUGCUCUCAUAGUGAGAAGAUUUUAUCUUACAAGGCCAAUCUUACAGAACAUUUAAGAAUACUUAAUGGAGUAAAGCUUGGUGCUUGCUCUCAUUGUGAGAAGAUAUUAUCUUUCAAGGCCAAUCUUACAGAACAUUUAAGAAUACUUAAUGGAGUAAAGCCUGAUGCUUGCACUCAUAAACAUUUAAGAAUACUUAAUGGAGUAAAGCCUGAUGCUUGCACCCAUAGUGAGAAGAUAUUAUCUUUCAAGGCCAAUCUUACAGAACAUUUAAGAAUACUUAAUGGAGUAAAGCCUGAUGCUUGCACUCAUUGUGAGAAGAUAUUAUCUUACAAGGCCAAUCUUACAGAACAUUUAAGAAUACUUAAUGGAGUAAAGCCUGAUGCUUGCACCCAUAGUGAGAAGAUAUUAUCUUUCAAGGCCAAUCUUACAGAACAUUUAAGAAUACUUAAUGGAGUAAAGCCUGAUGCUUGCACUCAUUGUGAGAAGAUAUUAUCUUACAAGGCCAAUCUUACAGAACAUUUAAGAAUACUUAAUGGAGUAAAGCUUGGUGCUUGCUCUCAUUGUGAGAAGAUAUUAUCUUUCAAGGCCAAUCUUACAGAACAUUUAAGAAUACUUAAUGGAGUAAAGCCUGAUGCUUGCACUCAUAGUGAGAAGAUAUUAUCUUUCAAGGCCAAUCUUACAGAACAUUUAAGAAUACUUAAUGGAGUAAAGCCUGAUGCUUGCACUCAUAGUGAGAAGAUAUUAUCUUACAAGGCCAAUCUUACAGAACAUUUAAGAAUACUUAAUGGAGUAAAGCUUGGUGCUUGCUCUCACUGUGAGAAGAUAUUUUCCCCAAAAGCCCAUCUAAUACUUCAUACAAGAAUACAUACUGGAGAAAAAACCCUAUAUUUCCUCUCAUUGUAA
Lytechinus pictus (painted urchin) is the source of this 2781-nucleotide messenger RNA. RefSeq names its product zinc finger protein Xfin-like. Bases 1 to 2781 code for a protein of 926 amino acids. The transcript has 5 exons. NCBI's taxonomy places the organism in Eukaryota, Metazoa, Echinodermata, Echinoidea, Temnopleuroida, Toxopneustidae. The record is from RefSeq and is a predicted model, not a curated record.